UUAUAUGAUAAACCCUAGGGUUUAACACUUCAACACAAACCCAAAUCUCAAACCCUCCAAAAAAAACCAUGAACACCAUUUUCUUGAAAUCAGCAGCUGUGGCUUCUCCUUGCAGACUAACCGCUCUUUCUUCCUUAAGAAGGCUUCUUAUCCCUUCUUUAUCUUUAUCUUCUUCUUCUUUUAUUUCAUCACAACCCAAUAUUCCAUACAAAUUAACAAAUCCCAUUUCUGGGGUUUUAAAUGGGUCCAGUUUUCACUCAUCUACAUGGCUAGAUGUCAAGGCCUCCCCUGUUUUAUCACAGGCUGCUACGUCUUUUGCGGUUGCGGCCGAUGUUUCCGACGAUGAAGUCGUUGGUUCUUCGGAUGGGCUUGAGGUGUCUAAACUUGGCAUUUCUCAAGAAAUUGUUACCGCCCUUGCUAAAAAGGGUAUUACUAAGCUCUUUCCUAUUCAGAGAGCUGUCCUGGAGCCAGCAAUGAAGGGGCGUGAUAUGAUUGGUCGUGCAAGGACAGGGACUGGGAAAACACUUGCUUUUGGUAUUCCUAUCAUGGAUAAGAUUACUCAAUCCAAUAAAAAGAAUGGAAAAGGGAGAAACCCACUAGCCAUUGUAUUGGCUCCAACAAGAGAACUUGCUCGUCAAGUUGAAAAGGAAUUUUACGAGACUGCACCUAAUUUGGAUACACUUUGUGUUUAUGGUGGUGUACCAAUCCAACGUCAGAUGAGUACUCUUGAUCAUGGGAUUGAUGUACUUGUAGGCACCCCUGGUCGGGUGAUUGAUCUGAUCAAAAGGGGUUGUUUGAAAUUAUCAGAAGUUCAAUUUUGUGUUUUGGAUGAAGCUGAUCAGAUGCUCAAUGUGGGUUUCGCUGAUGAUGUUGAAACAAUUUUAGAACAUUUACCUCGAGAGCGUCAGAGUAUGAUGUUUUCUGCAACUAUGCCAAGUUGGAUUGUAAAGCUCACCCGCAAGUAUCUAAAGAAUCCAUUAACGAUUGAUCUUGUUGGGGAUUCUGAUCAGAAAUUGGCUGAUGGAAUUACACUGUAUUCGAUCGCAUCUGAUAUGCAUGAUAAACCUUCGAUUAUUGCUCCACUUAUAACAGAGCAUGCAAAUGGGGGUAAAUCUAUAGUUUUCACCCAAACAAAGCGAGAUGCAGAUCGCUUGGCACAAGCCAUGCAAAGGCACUUCAGCUGUGAAGCCCUCCAUGGGGAUAUUUCUCAAAAUCAGAGGGAGAGAACACUCUCAGGCUUUAGAGAUGGCCGCUUUAAUGUUUUAAUAGCUACUGAUGUUGCCGCUCGUGGUCUUGAUGUUCCCAAUGUUGAUCUGGUGAUACAUUAUGAGCUUCCUAGCUCUUCUGAAGUUUUUGUUCACCGGUCAGGGCGGACAGGUCGUGCUGGAAAGAAAGGAAGAGCAAUUCUAAUCCAUUCGUCAUCUCAAUUGCGAGAUGUGAAGAGUUAUGAGCGGGAAGUAGGAUGCAGAUUUGUGGAGCUCCCUCGAAUCACGGUUGAGGCUGGUUCAAGAAUUGAGCUUGGUGGUGGUUCUAGCUCUUUUGGUGGUAGAUUUGGUGGAUCAAAUGGCUAUGGUGGUGGUCGUUUUGGUUCAAGUGGUGGCAGAUCAUCUCGUGACUCAGGUUAUGGUGGAUCUAGUUACGGUGGAUCAGGUGGUGGAUCAGGUGGUGGAUACAGAGGAUCCAGCUCUGAUCGUUCAAGUGGUUAUGGAAACUCACGGUCAAGUGGGUAUGGGAAAUCUGGUUCAGAUCGCUCAAGUGGUUUUGGUAGCUUUAGUGGUGCUGGUGCAGGUCGUUCAAGUGGUUUUGGCGACCGUUUUGGUAGUUUUGGAAAGGAUUAGGCGAAGACUUCCUUCCUAUCUGAUAGUAACAGGUGGGAUAUGAAAGGGCAAUUUACUAAGUUGUCUGGGGCGACAACGAAAGACUAAUAUAUAAGCAAGUCAACGACAUUGAUCUUGUGUGCCCCGCCAGAACACGGAUGAAGAUGUCAAACUUACUCAUUCUUGUUAAGUUAUUUUUUAUUUUGCAUAUUGGAACUUUCUCAGCAAUUCUUUUGAGAGGUGUCCUCGCCUCUUAGAUGUCAAAUCGGUUUUGUACACAUUUACUAAUCGCUUACGGUUACAGUUAUUUCGGUUUCAUCAUAAAUAGAAAGUAGAAGACGACCCGUUUUUCUAACUGGAAUUGAAUACAAAGUUUUCCA
This is a messenger RNA of Erigeron canadensis, 2197 nucleotides long. RefSeq names its product DEAD-box ATP-dependent RNA helicase 53, mitochondrial-like. Gene Ontology annotation, molecular function: RNA helicase activity; ATP binding; nucleic acid binding. Lineage: Eukaryota; Viridiplantae; Streptophyta; Magnoliopsida; Asterales; Asteraceae. Bases 69 to 1838 code for a protein of 589 amino acids. The record is from RefSeq and is a predicted model, not a curated record. The transcript has 8 exons.